UUGGUUUUUGCGUGCUCUUGCGACCAAACCCACUCGACCGGGCCGGGCCUUUCGUUCCUUCAAACCCUUAUCCGCCACACCACCGCUCGAUUAUUUGGCUGCCUUGGCGAAAUAUCCCUUUUAUUGCAGCCGCUCGUAUUAACUUUCUGUCGAUUAGCGUUCGACGAAAAGCCUACAAGAGACUCUCCACCUCCGUUGCCCCCCUUCCAACUCUGCCCUCGAAUAGAUCACCAACAUCCACCCAAACACCGUUUGAAACGAAAAGAGAGAAUUCAAAGAGAUAGAAGAAAGGAACUGGAUAAUAUAUAAAGCGAUCGGAAUCAAAAUGCCCGCGGCGGCCACCGCCCUCACCAUUGCCCUCCCCUCCGCCCUCUUCCGCCGGCACACCGCCUCCUUCCCUCUCCUUCCACUGCUUCCCAUCGUUUCCGCCCGACCAGCGAUCCUAGCCGCCCGGUCCCCGGCGUUGAACAGGAGGAGGAUUUCUUGCCAGGUUGCGAUUUCCACCGACGUUUCUUCCUCCUCGUCGCCGUCGGUGGCGGAGGAGGAGGCGGAAGCGUUGGCGAAGGUCGGGAGGAGGGUCCGGGUGAAGGUGCCGCUGAAGGUCUACCACGUGCUCAAGGCCCCCGAGCUGGAUUUGAACGGGAUGGAAGGGGAGAUCAAGCAGUACGUGGGGUUGUGGAAGGGGAAGCGGAUCUCCGCUAAUCUCCCCUUCAAGGUCGAAUUCCAUGUCGCCGUCGACGGCCAGCCGAAGCCCGUCAAGUUCUUCGCCCACCUCAAGGACGACGAGUUCGAGUACCUCCCGUCCUCCGAUUGAGCUAUAGAUGCAUAAUUUGGUCUUGAGAUUCCAUAUUUCCGAUGGUCUUUUGGAAUUCUGAUAGCCAACAAGCUGCAUGUAUCGAUGGAAUUAUCGAGAAUCCAUCCCCUUCUGUUCCUCCCCAAGACCUUUUCUUCACAUAGUAACAUGGUGCUUGUAAAUUAAUAAAUAAAUGACAAGGGAAGAAGGGACGUCAUAGUUCUGCCACCAAGUAAGUUUCUUGUCGUUUCUUCCUUCUGUUUCUGCUGUUGUUGUCGAUUUGAGUAACUGUCGAGUCAAGAUGACUGAUUUGUGUUGUAUAAUCAGAUAUAGACCUUUAAAGGAAAUGCUUUUUUCCUUUCUGAUUGAGCCA
Messenger RNA from Elaeis guineensis (African oil palm), 1166 nucleotides. RefSeq names its product ferredoxin-thioredoxin reductase, variable chain. Lineage: Eukaryota; Viridiplantae; Streptophyta; Magnoliopsida; Arecales; Arecaceae. The record is from RefSeq and is a predicted model, not a curated record. Gene Ontology annotation, biological process: photosynthesis.